AUGUCUCCUACAGAAUAUUUUCCUUUAACAUCACAACAGGUGAAGAUGUCACUGAAGGACCCAGCAGCUAUUAACCAUUUUCACAAACAAGUGCAGAGGCCAAUGUUACAAGAAGCAAUUAAAGUAAUCAAAGACCAUGGAGCAGAGUGGUUAACUUUUCCUAAGUUGUUUGGAAUGGGAGCUGAUCAGAGAUACCAAAGUCCUUUCUGGCAUUUGGUUUUAAAGCUUCUUGAAAUUCCAGUCAGAUCUGAAAAUCAACAAGAAAAGUCAGUGAACAAUCUCUUUCAUAUACAUGGACAGAACAUUCUCACAUUGGUGUCUAAGGACAGAGUUGGAUUAAUUGCUCAAUGAGAUCAAAGAAGUUGCUUCAUCACCACAGAGCUCACUCAUAAGUAAAGAAGCCACUCCAAACCUGUUUGAGUUCUAUGCCAAGCACAUUUUCAGUCUUCCACUUAACAAUGUUCUUGCUGAAAGACAGUUCAACCUUUCUCAAGUGCACCUUAAUGAUACCAAGUCAGAGUUAUCAAAACAGGCCACAAUCACAUUUGUUAAAGACAUUCUGCAUAGUGGAAAAACCAACACCAGGACCACAAAAGCAGCAAGUGAAGUUCAUGAAGAAAGAAUGAAAGAAUAUACCCAAAUGCUCACCACAGACAUUUUGCAAGAGGCAAGAAAGAACUUAAACAAGAUUAGAGAAAACUGCAAACAUGGGCCACUUACAGCAAAUGAUGUUUACCCUAAAGCUUGGGUAGAAAAGAAAGUAAACAAUAACUUACCAGAAAUGAUUAAGUCACUAAAAGCAGAUGGUAGCAAACUUAAACUUCACUGGAAGGCUUCCGCCAAGGGAACAUCUGCACUGGAGGGACAGAGGUCAUUCAACCCA
Messenger RNA from Pocillopora meandrina, 883 nucleotides. Lineage: Eukaryota; Metazoa; Cnidaria; Anthozoa; Scleractinia; Pocilloporidae. The record is from the annotation of a GenBank genome assembly.